AUGUCAAUUUCGUCAUUCUCACAUAUUCAUUACGUUACGAUAACUUCGAUUACUCCUUCUUCCUCUUUGAAAAAAAUACGUCGAUUUUCAGAAGAGAAGAUGAAUGCUGAUCCGUGGGCCCGUCCGAACUUCAAUCUCUGGAGUGUAAGCGCAGAACCACCAAAAAACAAACCGGUGGUUGAAUACGGGAAGCCAAACGACAAACGAUUCACCAUUCGCGUUGUCCAUGGUGGGUUCUUUACAGACUACCCAGGCAAGGCGUAUCAACAACCAAGGUUCACUUCAUUUCUUAUGUGA
This is a messenger RNA of Lactuca virosa, 297 nucleotides long. The record is from the annotation of a GenBank genome assembly. NCBI's taxonomy places the organism in Eukaryota, Viridiplantae, Streptophyta, Magnoliopsida, Asterales, Asteraceae.